CUGAGCUAUCAAAAGUCCUUAUUUAGUGACUCUAGGGCAGAUAUAAAGUCAAAGAGGCGAGACAGAAAGCAGAGGUGCUUUUUACUUUGCUGGGAUGUUUCGCAUCACCAACAUUGAGUUUCUUCCUGAAUACCGACAGAAGGAGUCCAGGGAAUUUCUGUCAGUGGCGCGGACUGUACAGCAAGUGAUAAACCUGGUUUAUACAACACCUGCCUUCUCCAAAUUUUACCGGCAGUCUGUAGCUGCGGAUGUCAGCAACAACAAACGUGGCCUCCUUGUCCGCUUCUGGCUUGUAUCUGUCAUGCCUCACGCCAAGGGCCACACCUUCUGUGAGGCCGGUGUGGCUGCCAUCCUGAAGGACCCCGUCCAGACAAGCGUCGUAAACCGGGCCUCUGUGGGCCUGCAGGCUCUGGCUGUGGACAUGGACUCUGUGGUACUAGAUGACAAAGGCUGCUCCCAGGACUUCUAUGCAGAUCAUCUGUCUCUCCGCUACCCUCUGGAGAUUUCAACUACCUCAGGGAGGCUGAUGUGCCACUUCAAGCUGGUGGCCAUAGUGGGCCAUCUGAUCCGACUCUCGGUAGAGUCUGUCCAGAUUGAAGCUGACAACUGUGUCACCGACUCCCUGACCAUUUACGACUCUCUCUCGUCAAUCCGGAGCACCAUCUUGUACAGAAUUUGUGAACCUGCAAGAACAUUAAAGUCAUUUGUUUCUACAAAUAAUCUCAUGUUGGUGACAUUUAAGUCUCCUCAGGUAUGGAGGCUAUCAGGAAUUCGGGCAUAUUUUGAGGUCAUUCCAGAACAAAAAUGUGAAAACACAGUGUUGGUCAAAGAAAUCACUGGUUUUGAAGGGAAAAUUUCAAGUCCAUAUUACCCAAGCUACUAUCCUCCAAAAUGCAAGUGUACCUGGAAAUUUCAGUCUCCCCCCUCAACUCUUGGCAUAGCAUUGAAAUUCCAUAACUAUUCAAUAACCAAGAAGAGGAUGAGAGGCUAUGACCAUGGACGGUGGGAAAUUAAUGAGCACAUGUACUGCGGCUCCUACAUGGAUCACCAGACGAUUUUCCGAGUGCCCAGCUCUCUGGUUCACAGUCAGCUGCAGUGCAGUUGAAGGCUUUCGGACAAGCCGCUUUUGGUGGAAUAUGGCAGUUACAUCAGUCAACCCUGUCCUGUUGGAUCUUUUAGAUGCUCCUCUGGUUUGUGCGUCCCUCAGGCCCAGCGAUGUGAUGGAGUAAAUGACUGCUUUGAUGAAAGCGAUGAACUCUUCUGUGUGACUCUCAAGGCUGCCUGCGAUGCCAGCUCCCUCAGGCAGCACAGCAGCCUGACCUGCGGCGGCUUCCAGGACUGUGAGGACGGCCGGGUGAGCAGAACUGCGCUCACACUGAGUAUUCCAUGCAACAACAGAACUUUUAAGUGUGGCAAUGAUGUUCGCAUUAGGAAACAAAAUGCAAAAUGUGAUGGCAACGUGGAUUGUCCAGAUGGAAGUGAUGAAGAAGGCUGCAGCUGCAGCAGCAGUUCCCCCACCCUCCACCGCAUCAUCCGGGGCACCGAUACCCAGGAGGGGGGUUGGCCGUGGCAAGUCAGCCUCCACUUCUUUGGAUCUGCCUACUGUGGCACCUCAGUCAUCUCCAGGGAGUGGCUCCUCUCUGCCGCCCACUGUUUCCAUGGAAGCAGGCUGUCUGACCCCACGCCGUGGACCGCGCACCUUGGCAUGUCCGUGCAGGGGAACGCCAAGUUCGUCUCCCCGGUGAGGAGAAUCGUGGUCCACGAGCACUACAACAGCCAGACCUUUGACUACGACAUUGUCUUGCUGCAGCUCAGUGUCGCCUGGCCUGAGGCCCCGAAGCAGCUCCUUCAGCCAAUAUGCAUCCCUCCUGCCGGCCAGAAAGUGCGCAGUGGAGAAAAGUGCUGGGUGACCGGCUGGGGGCGCAGGCACGAAGCAGACAAUAAAGGUUCCCCUGUUUUGCAGCAAGCAGAGGUAGAGCUCAUUGACCAAACCCUCUGUGUUUCCACCUAUGGCAUCAUCACUUCGAGGAUGCUCUGUGCAGGUGUCAUGUCAGGCAAGAAAGAUGCUUGCAGAGGAGAUUCAGGUGGACCUUUAUCCUGUCGAAGAAAGAGUGAUGGAAAAUGGAUUUUGACUGGCAUUGUUAGCUGGGGUCAUGGAUGUGGAAGACCAAACUUUCCUGGUGUUUACACAAGGGUGUCAAACUUUGUUCCCUGGAUUCAUAAAUACAUCCCUUCUCUUUUGUAA
Odocoileus virginianus texanus is the source of this 2245-nucleotide messenger RNA. The record is from RefSeq and is a predicted model, not a curated record. NCBI's taxonomy places the organism in Eukaryota, Metazoa, Chordata, Mammalia, Artiodactyla, Cervidae.